CCAAAGACACCGCACAUCUCUGUUUCCAGUCGGACCAUAAACUACUAGGGACUUCCGUUGGUGCCUUGUUUCUCGCUGGAUGAAGAAGCCUUUCGCAGAGUUUAAACCGGAAUAACUGAAGUUUUAUGAUAAUAAUCGAUCAAUCAGAAACACCGAUCACCUCCUAAGUUGAUGUUGAUGGCCAGUCUCGCUCCCCUCGUCCCGUCUGCUGUCGCCUCAUUUCUGUCCACGUUGCUUCCCUGCGGCUUCGCUGUGGGGCCUUCUCGGCUCUGUGGAGGCAGGAUGGGGCUGUGGUGGGUCGGCCGCUCGCUGGAGGCCGGAGCCCUGCUGGGGAGGGACGGGGACACAGAGUGGACCUCGGACCGGACCGCGGAGUAUCACACUGACCCGACGAACCACAGCCCGGACGGUCAACUCACGGUGAGCACAGAGGCAGAGAAGGCACUGAUGGAGAGAGCAGCAAAUAAAGAAGAAGCUUCACUAGAAAGAGCCGUCUGGAUCAAAUUUGCUUGCCAGGCGCGGAGCAGAGCCCAGCAGAACGUGUCGGUGCAGUGUGCCUGUGGAGAGGUGUGUGCUGGCGAGUGUGUAGAUGUGUGUCUGCGGGUGUGUCGGGACAUCCAGCCGGGAACAGAGCUGCUGCUGUACGGAGAAGACACCGUGGGAACGAGACAGACGACAGACGAACCCGACGCACAGGACAACGCCACUGGACACACAGAUAACAAGGAACACACAAAAGAGCCAGAGACUGUAGUUACCAGCAUAUCGAUCAUUCAAGAGAAGGGAGUGGAGACAGAGGACAAACAGGAGACAACACAGGAGGAGACAGAGGACAAACAGGAGGAAGAAGAAGAGGAAGAACAGUACAGAAACCCUCGCAGGUGUAUCAAGAGGAGUCAUCCGACCACACACCUGAGGAAGAGGAGAGCUAAGAUAACCCUGGAGAGUCACACAGACAAUAAUAUUAUCUCAACAGCAGGUGGACACACAGACAGUACGGGCAGCGUCCCAGCUGCUGUGGAGAGACAGACGGACUGUAAACCUCCAGACAGACGGACAGACUCCGGAGGCCUCUCUGCUCUUCCUCCCGUCCGCUGCAGCUCCCGGCUGGCUGCCAAACCGCGACGCGUUCACUGUCGGAAACAGCAGCCCACCUCCGACCCCGACCCGCCCACACAGACAGCAGAGGGGCAGAGCCGGAGCUCCACCGAGGACGCCGCCACGUCUGUCACAGAGAAGGUGGUUCCCGUGACGAUAUCGCACCCUGAUGCUGAGGCGAUUCAGGCAGCGCGCGUUGCCGGGGCGACUCUGUUGUUGCAUCCGGAGAUCAGAGAGAGGCGGUACAGAUGUUCCAGCUGUGGUAAGAAGUUCUACCAGAUCGGUCACUUAAAGAAACACCAGUUCAGCCACACGGAGGAGAAACCCUUCAGCUGCCAGGAGUGUGGGAAGAGCUACACCUCUGCAGAAAGCUUCAGAGCCCAUCAGAUGAAUCACCGCGGGGAGCGUCCGUUCUCCUGCCCGCACUGUGAGAAGACCUAUGGCCUGAAGCGGGACCUGAAGGAGCACCUGGUCCUGCACACCGGAGAGAAACCCUACAUCUGCGAGCACUGUGGCAAGGCGUUCGCUCGCCGCCCCUCCCUACGCAUCCACCGCCUCCUUCACUGCAGCAGAAUGAUUUACACUCAGCCUCCGAAGGUGCAGUGUACGGUCUGCUCCAAGCUGCUGGCUAACUCAGGCUCUCUGAGGAACCACAUGAAGCUCCACACGGGGGAAAAACCUCACAUCUGUCAGCACUGUGGGAAGAGCUUCAGUCAGAAAGGGAACCUGGAGUCUCACUUGAGGAUCCACAGCGGAGAGAAGCCGUAUUCCUGCACCGACUGUGACCAGAGCUUCUCCCAGAAACCAGACCUGCGUCGGCACAUGUUCUCCCACACCGGAGGAGGUUUCCUCUGCAGCUACUGCGGGAAGUCACUGAGGGACCCGCACAGCCUGAGGUCCCACGAGAGGCUGCACACUGGAGAACGGCCCCACCGCUGCCCCGUCUGUGGGAAAGGCUACACGUUGGCCACCAAGCUGAGGAGACACAUUAAGUCGGCCCACCUGAUGGAGAAACCGUACAGCUGCCACUGUGGCGCCUCCUACACUGUGAGACAAAGUCUGCUGAGACACCAAGCUCAGCACAGGACCGAGGGAGGAGCUGAGGAGGAGGAGGAGGAGGAUGAGGAGGAGAAGGAGGAGGAGGAGAGAGGACACGGAGUGGUGAGGAAGCACAGCAGCAAGGCUGAGGUUGUGGAAGAGGUAGCAUCUUCAGGCUCCGGUCACGUGAAGCCGAUCAGAGGCCGACCCAAGAAGAACUCGCUCCCUCGGGGGGAGGAGGAGGAGGAGGAGGAAGGUCAAGUGAGGAGGAGAAGGGGACGAGGAAAAGUGGAGGAAAAGGAGGCGAGAAAAGUUGAAGAGACCUCGAGAGCCGGGACGGGAGGAGCCGAGGAGGCGUCAGGUGACAUCCAACACGUCGUCUACGUCCACACAGACAACCUGUCCACGCCGAGCUCGCUGCCCUCCGGGGCGGGGCAGGAGCUGGUGGAGGUGGUGAUAUCAGAGGGCUCAGAGCAGUGCAUUGUGGUCCACGGGCAGCAGACUGUAGGAGAGCUGCUGAUCCUACAGGAGGAGGAGGGCGGACUCUGCUCUGUGGCGCAGACGGUGGAGAUAAACACGGUGUAGCCUAAAAUCUCUGGUUUCUUAAACUGAGUCUGGUGGCUCCGACAGGACGGAGGUUUCAGAUCGUGUCGUACAGUUUAUACAAGUCCCCAUGAAACGGAGGUUAAAGCUUCUUUAGCUGCUGUACUUUGACGUAUCUCACAGAGAAACAGAACAUUUGAGCGUUUUACAGUUACAUGAGGGAUUUAAAUCAAAUCAUUUGCAUUUGAUUGGAGCGCUACAAAGUGGGCGGGCUUAGAGUUCAGUUCGAUACGGAGCUACAGAAGACUGUUGGCUCCACACACAAACCUUCCUCACCUGUUGUUAGAUCAGGAGGAGGACGAGGGAGAGAUGAAAAGAAAACUUG
Sebastes umbrosus (honeycomb rockfish) is the source of this 3064-nucleotide messenger RNA. It is a transcript of the gene znf408, whose product is annotated as zinc finger protein 408. The transcript has 10 exons. Lineage: Eukaryota; Metazoa; Chordata; Actinopteri; Perciformes; Sebastidae. The record is from RefSeq and is a predicted model, not a curated record. Gene Ontology annotation, cellular component: nucleus. The coding region runs from base 172 to 2721 and encodes 849 amino acids.